Messenger RNA from Parasteatoda tepidariorum (common house spider), 2091 nucleotides. RefSeq names its product cytochrome P450 3A11. Gene Ontology annotation, molecular function: monooxygenase activity; iron ion binding; heme binding. Lineage: Eukaryota; Metazoa; Arthropoda; Arachnida; Araneae; Theridiidae. The record is from RefSeq and is a predicted model, not a curated record.
CGAACCUCAUUCAGAAUCUCUGUGAUGGAACUUUAGGGUUCCAUGGAACACUUUUUUGGAACUGCUGUAUCAUGAUAAAAGCAGAAGAUAUGAUUUUUGUCCUUCCAACUUGAUUCAAUUAAAAGUGACGUUGUUUAGAAUUGCCUUUAGCCUUGAACGCAACUAGUUUUCAUAUUUUUCUUCUUUUCUUUCCCGCUCUUUUAUCACUGAAAGCUUAUUUCCGUGUUGUUAGGUUACGUUUUCUGACGAUCGAGUGUUGGCGUAAAUUAAACUACUUCUGCGACAGAAAAAAAAAAGAAAAAAAAGCCCUCGUCUGAAACCUCGUCUGCCACCAAAUCUAGUUUCAGAAUAAUUAUUCCGAAAUGUUUGAAAUUUGCGUACUGUCGUUAGCGAUGUCAACAUUGACCUUGGUUUUUAUUUGCAUAUCUGUUUUCUUAUGGUAUCUCAGAAGAAAUGAUGAUUAUUGGAAGAGAAGAGGUGUGAAAUACCAGCCUCGUAGAAAUUUAUUUACUAUUCUUCGCUUGUUUUCUUCUAUGACAUUCGCGACAUAUAUAAGGGAGAAUUAUAACAAGUAUGGACGACUUUAUGGAUCGUUCCAGUUUUCACAACCUGUACUUACUAUUGGCGACCCCAAAUAUUUGCGAAACAUAUUGGUGAAAGAUUUUAGUUACUUCAGUCAAAGACAGAAUCAGUCCUUUAAGAAUAAAGUCUUGGACAAAAUGGUGACAGUGCUGAAGGGAGAAGACUGGAAGAGAAUUCGGACAAUUAUGACACCAGCCUUUACUUCUAGACAAAUGAGAAAAAUGGAGCAUAUCAUCAAUAGCUGUGCUGCAACUGUAUUGAAAACAUUCGAAAAACAUUACCAGAAUGGAGAACCAGUUGAAUGCAAAUCGUUAUUUGGGGCUUUUGUGACAGAUGUCAUAGCACUGGCUGCUUUCGCAACUAAAGUAGAUUCUAUUAACAACCCUGACCAUAUUUUCGUCAAAAUGAUUAAGGAAAGUAAUCAAGCAUUUAAUAUUUUUCGGAUAAUUUUGCUAUCUCUGGUACCCCAAUUUUUGCUGAAUCUCUUUAGAUUAGAGGAAUUAAAAUCCAUAGAUUUCUUCAAGAGAAUCGUUUUAGAUGUCAUACAAGAAAGAAGAGAGAAAGGACAGAGGUACGAUGAUUUUUUGCAAAGUCUGAUGGAUGCCGUUGAAGAACAAAAACCAGAGAAGAGGGAAAGAAUGUUGGAAGAAAAAGAUGAAACAGAUCAAUAUGGAUGCGUAACAAACAGUGAGAUGCCUAAACAGUUGAAAUACAACUGGCUUUCGGAAGAUGAGCUUGUAGCACAGUGUGUCUUAUUUUACAUUGUUGGUCAUGAAACUACGGCAUCAACACUAGCUUACGUGGCUUAUGUCCUGGCAUUGAACCAACAAUGGCAAGACAAAUUAAUUGUUGAAAUAGAUAAGGCAUAUGAAAAGCACGGAAAAUUGGGAAAUGAUGCUAUUCGAGAAAUGAAGAUUAUGGAUGCCGUUGUGUCAGAAACUUUGAGAAUGUAUCCUCCUGCUUUAAUGUCAGGUAGAGUAGCAACUGCAGAUUACAAAUUAGGAGACACUGGGAUAGUGGUGACAAAGGGAAUGAAUAUACUUAUUCCACUUUACGCAAUGCAUUAUGACGCUGAAUAUUUUCCAGAUCCUGAAAUAUUUAAACCCGAAAGAUUCAUGGAUUCAUCUCCGCAAAGGCAUCCUCAGUACGCUUAUUUACCAUUUGGCGAAGGACCAAGAAACUGUUUGGGAAUGAGAUUCGCUCUGAUGGAGAUCAAAUUAUGCAUGGCAAACAUAUUACAUCAUUACAGAAUCAAAACUCAUUCAACAACAAAAGUACCAUUGGAGUACAGGAAAUUCACGCCUUUUCUUAGUGUCAAGGAGUUACCUCUAGGUUUAGAAAAAAGACAUUAAUUCACCAAUGCAAAAUUUCUAAAAAUGUAUCAGAAGUUACGUGACGCGAUGUUUUUUUAAGUUAUACAAUGAAAUGUUUUCAAAGGAAACUUAUUUCAAAGGUUCCUUUUAUUGUAGAAGUUCUUUACUUAAUAAUUAAUUUAGGGAUUUGCUUUAA